Molecule: messenger RNA, 1569 nt
Organism: Asterias rubens (European starfish)
Lineage: Eukaryota; Metazoa; Echinodermata; Asteroidea; Forcipulatida; Asteriidae
Product: UDP-GlcNAc:betaGal beta-1,3-N-acetylglucosaminyltransferase 9-like
Exons: 1
Coding region: 1-1569 (522 amino acids)
Cellular component (GO): membrane
Molecular function (GO): hexosyltransferase activity
Source: RefSeq, a predicted model, not a curated record
AUGGUAAUAUCAAGGCGUAGACGUGGCGUCACUCUGAUGGUACUGACGUUCACUGUGACCGUCCAACUGUAUUUUGUGGUCUCCAGCCUCAAUAAAACAUCACCAAGUUCACACUCUCUGGGGAUUCCUGCUAAGGUCAAGGGUCAUUCGUACUAUACUACCAAAUCAAAGGGUCUAUUUGACAACCAUACGCAAUACAGCGAGGGAAUUCUGCUCUCUUCACAUAAAACCAAACCAGAUGACGAUCAAAUUUUCAAAAAGGCGGACAGAAAAACUCGUCACGCCACCAAAUCUCCUCAGGAGUACAUACUCGCACUGAAGGAGAAAUACAAGCAUGUGCAAUAUAGAUUAUCUUGCAGAUACAACAAGACACAAAAUGGACUCUCCAAAGUUUGUUUCGAUAGGUUUAAAAACGGGUCAAUGGGCAUGCUGACUGCGCAAGCUGUGUUUAUGAGGAGGGAGAACUUCACAUCAGACGCGUCCGGGCAAGAUAGGGCUGGAGUCAAAAGGGAACAUGGUGUUGAUAGACAGAGUGUGUUUAACGAGGAAGACCCUAAGAUACCCGAAGCACCACCCGAACUGAGCAAACCGAUAUACAACAGAAAACACCGUGUGGAGUCAAUUGCCAAGAAACCAGUCUUGAAAGCACGGCAUUCUCCGAAACCUGGCAUCAUGAACAACACACGCUGGGUAGCCUUCAGAGAUGUCCACAACUACAGAUACUUGGUCAACCCUAGCUUCAACAUUUGCACGACCGGCGGGCGACGCGAUAAACGGGUUGAUCUGUUGGUGCUCGUCACGUCUCACCCGGACCACUCCGAGAGGCGUGAUGUCAUCCGGGAGACGUGGGGGGCUCGCGGGAGCGUCAAACCCACCCUACCGAUGCCGGUCGUACGCGUUCUGUUCCUACUCGGCGUGACAUCAUUGGAGAGCAAUGGUGGGCAACAACUCAGCGAGAGCUUACAGAAGGAGGUUAACGACCACAAUGACAUCAUAGUAGAGGAGUUUCUGGACACCUAUCUGAACCUGACCCUCAAGACCGUGAUGGGACUCAAGUGGGCUAGUCGGCACUGCCAAACCGCCCGUUUCGUCAUGAAGACCGACGAUGACAUGAUCAUAAACAUGCCCAGGCUACUGGCGUUCCUGCACAAAGAGCCCCAGCACGCUUACAUCGCCGGCCGCUUGGCAAAGGCCUUCCCGGUCGUGCGAGAUCCCUCCGAGAAAUUCUACGUCCCGGGCGACAUCUACGCGCCGUCGACCUACCCGGAUUAUUGCAUAGGUCUCGGGUACAUCAUGUCCUCCGACGUGGUGAAUAGACUUUAUCUCCAAUCUCUCCUGACCAAACUCUUCCCAUGGGAAGACGUCUUCGUUGGCAUCUUACUCAAGCAAAUAGGAAUUAUCCCGCGUGAUAUUCGCAACUUUUAUUAUUUUAAAGGAGACGGGAUAUUUGAAGGUGAUGUUAUUGUGAACCAAUCUAAGGUGUUUUUCCACCUUCGCUCGUACUACGUGUUGGAUGGACUAACACCGAAACAAAGUCGAAUAUUGUGGAAGCAGUGGCAGCAAUCAUAA